AUGGCUUCUCCGUCCGCCUUCCCCGAGAAGAUUAAUUCAACAUCAGGUCCGAAUCAGGCAGCCUUUUCGUCUCCUGCUUCGCCUCCCAUUGUCUCCUAUCCUUCCUCCCGCUCUCUUUCCCCGAUAUCUUCUCUUGUUCGAGCUGCCAGAAAACCGGUUUUUCAGGACCCACUAAAGGGCCCGGAACAUGAGCCCACCGCUUUGGCUCUGAAUUCAUCUUCUACAGCAGUUCAGACCAUCAGAGAUGGUCUUGUUCGUCUCAAAGGCAAAUUGGGUAAGAGCCUUCCACUUAUAUCAAUAAUACUGCUUUUUGGAUUGAUGGAAUCCAAGCUCUAG
Messenger RNA from Protopolystoma xenopodis, 336 nucleotides. Lineage: Eukaryota; Metazoa; Platyhelminthes; Monogenea; Polystomatidea; Polystomatidae. The record is from the annotation of a GenBank genome assembly.